Messenger RNA from Hevea brasiliensis (rubber tree), 2465 nucleotides. RefSeq lists its product as uncharacterized. The record is from RefSeq and is a predicted model, not a curated record. Gene Ontology annotation, biological process: lipid catabolic process. NCBI's taxonomy places the organism in Eukaryota, Viridiplantae, Streptophyta, Magnoliopsida, Malpighiales, Euphorbiaceae. The transcript has 5 exons. The coding region runs from base 929 to 2302 and encodes 457 amino acids.
GCUAAUCUCUGUCUCUCUCUCUCUCUCUCUCUCUCUCUCGCCAACAGCCGAGAACAGGGUAGGAUGGUAGACACUGCAAGCACGUGCCUCAAUCUCUCUAUGUUUUCCAUGGAAAUUUGCCUCUAAUUUUCUCAUUUUUCACGGUCAGAAGUCAUUCUAAGAAAGCCUCUCUUUUAUUUUGUCUUGUUCUCUGUUCUUUUCUUAUCUUCGAUGAUCGUCAGUUAGCCGUGACCCAGAUCAGUUUAUGUCCGUCUUGAGUUUUAUUUUUUUCCUGGGUCUCCAUUAUUUACUUGCAACUUUCAAUAUAAGCUCUGCUCAGCGGUGUUUGGACUCUGUAUUGAUUCUUCAUCUCCUGCAUAUAAUCUUCUUUCUUUUUGUCAAAGUUGUCCUCUUGUUUAUGUUGUUUUAUGCAAUUUGUAUUUUCUGCCCUUCUCUAAUGCUUCUAUUUGAAUUCCAUUAGUGUUUUUCAUUUUCACAUUGUAAGGAAACUUUGAUUGGGUGAUCCCUAUGUCUAGUGUUCACAAUACUUACAAGCUGUUAAUCAACUGACUUAUUGUGAUCUUGGUCAAUAUAUAUCUCUGUCUUUCAAUUGACUUCAUUUUUACCUGGUUGAGAUCUCAAUUUAUAGCUUAAAUGAGCCUUACAACUCAUUUUCUUAUGCUUUAGUUUCUACGCCCAUUUCAGAUUUUCAGUUCUUGCCUGUUGCCUCACUUCAAAUUGUGCCCUGGGUACUGCUGAUAGUCUAGUAGUACUGUUGUGCAAAUUUUUGGUGUCAAUUUAACUCUCACAUUACAAGUUGACACAGUUAUUUAGAUAAUCUAUAUAUUGUUCAGCAUCCUAGAAUUUACUUGCCCUUGGAUCCUUUUCGAUUCAUGCGCCAAAUCCUUGCCCAUUGAUAUACGUUAGAAUACUCUAACUGUAGGCAUCAAUGUCAAUCUUAUGUGGCUUACCUCUCCUUGAGUGUGUCUACUGUCUAGCAUGUGCCCGCUGGGCAUGGAAACGGUGUCUCCAUUCCGCUGGUCAUGACAGUGAAACUUGGGGCCUUGCAACUGCAGAAGAAUUUGAGCCUGUUCCUCGCCUAUGUCGCUAUAUUCUAGCCGUUUAUGAAGAUGAUCUUCGGCACCCUAUGUGGGAGCCGCCUGGAGGGUAUGGAAUAAACCCAGAUUGGGUAAUUCUCAGAAAAACUUAUGAGGAUACUCUUGGAAGGGCCCCUCCCUAUAUAUUGUAUCUAGAUCAUGAUCAUUCCGAUAUAGUUCUUGCGAUCAGAGGCCUUAAUCUGGCAAAAGAAAGUGACUAUGCUGUGCUUUUGGACAAUAGACUGGGGAAAAGGAAAAUUGAUGGUGGGUACGUCCACAAUGGACUCUUGAAGGCUGCUGGGUGGGUUUUGGAUGCAGAGUGUGAGAUUUUGAAGGAGUUGGUAAAGAAGUAUCCAAAUUAUACUUUGACUUUUGCAGGACAUUCCCUUGGGUCUGGUGUAGCUACGAUGUUGACAUUGGUGGUAGUGCUAAGUCGGGAUAAAUUGGGAAACAUUGAGAGAAGAAGGGUCAGGUGCUAUGCUAUUGCACCGGCAAGAUGUAUGUCGCUUAAUUUGGCAGUCAGAUAUGCAGAUGUUAUUAAUUCUGUUGUGCUGCAGGAUGAUUUCUUACCACGGACGGCCACACCCUUGGAAGACAUUUUCAAGUCACUUUUCUGUUUGCCAUGCCUACUAUGUCUAAGGUGCAUGAGGGACACAUGUAUACCCGAAAAGCAUCUGCUCAAAGAUCCAAGGAGACUCUAUGCACCUGGUCGCCUCUAUCACGUUGUUGAGAGAAAACCUUUCAGAAUGGGAAGAUUCCCCCCAGUUGUGAGGACAGCAGUACCAGUGGAUGGCAGGUUUGAGCAUAUAGUUCUAUCCUGUAAUGCCACUUCUGACCACGCAAUCAUUUGGAUAGAGAGAGAAGCCACGAGGGCUCUGGAUCUAAUGCUGGAGAAAGAUCAUAUCAUGGAGAUCCCAGUAAAGCAAAGGAUGGAGCGGCAGGAGACUUUGGCCCGUGAACAUACUGAGGAGUACAAGGCUGCACUACAGAGAGCUGUUAUACUGGCUGUGCCGCAUGCAUAUUCACCUUCUCAGUAUGGAACUUUUGAUGAGCAAGAGGAAGGACUCAAAGGCCAUGAAUCACAAAUAUCAUCAAGUGGGGAAUCUUCUUUUGGUUCUUCAAGGAAAAGAAUGUCGAAAGAAAACUGGGAUGAAUUGAUCGAACGUCUAUUUGAGAAGGAUGAAUCUGGUCAUAUGGUGAUAAAAAAAUCACAUAGGAAUGAUUGAUAAUGAUGUAGCGGUGUAAGGAUAUCAUGAAAAAGAGUUGAGUAUGAGUUUGCGGCAAAAAGAGUUAUUCCUUGAUUCAUUUGUACAAUAAUUUUACUUCAAUUGAUUUUUGCAUUAGCUAAUGAAAUGAUUAAGUGUCUGUUUGGUAUUGUGUUUAGAGAAA